AGUGCAUGGACGGAUGCAGCCAGGGGGACGACGGCGAGACCCGGCACACACGUUGUUGUUGUUGUUGUUGUUGUUGUUGUUGUGUGAUACUGCUGCUUUAAAACUUUAAAGCACUGUUCCCCUGCGCGGGCGCAAGUAGAGUGUGAUGUGUUGGCUGCAUGUUGUAAAAUCCCUCUCAGCACCACCGACACAUCCUCUCGGGAGUGAUGGGUUCUAAGUUGAGCAGACGGAGAAGUCUCGAUCUGGAAACAAAAGUGUCCAAGAGGACCCGCCAGAGGAAUGACAACCCGGGAGAGAGCGAGACUAGUGGCGGAAGAGGCGGCGGAGACUUCUUGUUUACCUCCUUGAUGCUCAAGUCCGACAAGCUCCCGGGGAUGCUGCGGAGAAACAACCACAGCCCUUAUGUCAGGCGGGUGGCGUGGAUCCGGGACAUCCAGAGGCUUCUCCGGGAGCAGAGGAUGGAGCAAGCGGCCGAAGUGCUCAAACUGCUGAGAAAGGAUUUGGGACUCCAGGGAACGUCGCUCAAUGAAAUUUUGUACAAGAACGCAGCUUUCCUCAACCUGGUGGACCCCAUUUCUCAUGAGCUGCUGCUCAGCCUCGCCCGGGACCUGCAGUGUCCAAAAAGGGAGACCGACUCGUUCAAGUCCACUAACAAGAUCUGCCGCCAGCUGAUUUACCACCUGACCCCUCACUCCAAGUGGACGAGACAGAGCGUGCCCAGGAGGAAGUCUCAGGCCUGUCUGAAGACCACCCUGAAGAAGAAACUGUCCGGUGAUGUGGUCAACCUGUCGGGCAUUCCGCUGUCUGGCCGAGACGUCCACCGCGUGGCCUUCUACCUGCAGAGUGGCAGUGACGCCGUGUCUGCUGUGGACCUGAGCUUCACCGAGCUGCAGGACGAGAGCUUACGGCUGCUGCUGCCCUUCCUCGGCUGCCUGCCCAAACUGACCAUACUCGCCGUCAAUGGCAACCGUCUGACGAUGGCCAUCCUGAAAGACCUGACAGACGCCGUGAAGGAUGCCAAGAAGUUCCCCAGCAUGGCCUGGAUCGACCUGGGUAACAAUGUGGAUAUCUUCACCGUGCCGCAGCCGCUGCUUGUGGCCCUGCGGCGUCGCUUCGGCUUACGCAGUAGCCUCCCCACCAUUUAUGAGUACAAGGAGGCGCAGGCAUUCAGUGGCUACAACCCACACAUGGAGACGUCUGUGGAGGAGCCCAGUCUGUACGAGGAGGGAGAAGGAGAGGAAGAUGAUAAAGAGGAGGAGGACAGGCUGGAGAUUCGGGCCUGGGGCUUUGGAGAAGAAAACACGUCAAAAAAUGUGCCACUGCACUUCUGUGGGAGGUGAUCGCCCAGAGCGGCUGUCUUUUAGACCGGCUGCCACUUACAUCCCUCAGUAUCACCUUAAAAUAACUCUCAAAUAAGUAACCGUGUUGUAUGUCCCUCUGGAUACUCCGCCUACUGAAACUCAGCCACGUGAUGCAGGCCGCUCCGUGGUUGUACAGACUGUAAGAAUUAAUCUGAGGAUGAGUUAACCUUCACUUAUCCAGGAGAAGUUGAACUCAACGUGUUUGCCGUUUCCCAGUGCGUUAUGUUCCUAACGUGUUGUGCUCUCACACCUUGAUGCUUCCCAUUAUUUGCCAUUGUCCACUGGGGGUUAAGUGCCUUGCACAAGGGCACCUCUGCAGAAGCGCGUGAGGAAGGGUUAUUAAUUCACAUACCCCGAGCACAUUUAUCCAGCUUGUCUGACGUCACCCACCCUGCCCCCUGUCUGUGGCUGUCAGAAUAAGUCAAAGUAACUAAAUAUCUUUCCUCAGAAAUAGUUUAAUUCAAACUGACAUUUUCGUUAUGAUGUAUAUGUUUUGAGUCAGAACUCUACUGCAGUGAGAUUAUAUUUUUCUCUUGGGACACUAUUAUUUUAAAGUAAAUGGCGAGUAAGUAAAUGACGCAUACUGAAUCCAUUUUAAUUUAAACUUCCAGCUCUGAUGCUUCGGUAAGUGUUGCUGCAGCUGUGUAGAGAAAAACCUCAGGCAGACACACACAUGCAGAUACACACACAUGCAGACACGCACAUGCAGACACACACAUGCAGACACACACACAUGCAGACACGCACAUGCAGACACACACACAUGCAGACACACACAUGCAGACACACACACAUGCAGACACACACACAUGCAGACACGCACAUGCAGACACACACACAUGCAGACGCGCACAUGCAGACGCGCACAUGAGGACAACACACAGUGUUCGGGCAGGAGCGGCCGAUGAACUGAUUACUGCCUCUAUCAGGUCUUGUUAGGCCCCUUUAAUCUCUGAUGGUGAGCAGAGCAUCUAUUUUCUGCUCAGCAAAUAGGACUAGCCACAGAUUAUUUCAUCCUCCGUUGAUUUGUGAGUGAUUCUCUUCAUGAAUCAGACCACGAAUCACGAGAAAGAUGCCCACUCUGUUUUUUAAAGGUGCACUCAGACAAUGAAACGAUUACAAACAGCUCUGCUCUCAUCUUUUCUUCUGUGGAGCCACAGCGAGCACAUCCAUCUUUGUUGUGGCAUGAGUUUCUUUUUGACUCGUCUUUUCUUUGGUAGACGUAUAGAGCUCAUCCUGUUGUAUUGUUUUGGAGCCAUGGGCAUGACUGUUUACUGUAGCGCAACUUAACGCAGACGGGGAGCAUGUUUACAUGUACAUUAAUGUUUCAUUACAUUUGAGAUUAUCUUUGGGGGGGAUUCGAUAAACAGUUGCUGCAUGUGAACAUCUGCCUCCAGAUGUUAAUGUAGUCUGUUCUCUUUCCAUGCUAUGAUUCAGGAAAUUAUGUUUGUGUACAGGGAUAAUAAUGAGCAUGAUGGUGUGUGUGUGUGUGUGUGUGUGUGUGUGUGUGUGUGUGUGUGUGCGUGUGUGUGUGUGUGGGUGUGUGUGGGUGUGUGUGUGUGUGUGUGUCUCUGUGUGUGUGUGUGUGUGUGUGUGUGUGUGUGCAUGAGUGUGUUGUGGACAUGCAGAGUAAAUUACUACCUUUUUAAUUUACUCAUUUGCACUUUAAAAAAGACGUCCUUGAAUACACAAGCUUUGUUUUCAUGGUUUGUUGAUAUAUAAAAACAGCUCACUGAGUCACCCACAUCCUAAAAUAAAUGUUUUGUCUCAACUUUUUCAAACCAUCGACCUUCAUACAAUUCACUGCUGUACAUUUACUUAAUUUUGAUUUUUGGCUCAUUAAGUCAUGGCUCGCUUUUGAAGUAAAAGUUGUGUUUUCUGCUGUUGCUUGAAACAUAAAAACUGUUUG
This is a messenger RNA of Cyclopterus lumpus (lumpfish), 3270 nucleotides long. It is a transcript of the gene lrrc75bb, whose product is annotated as leucine rich repeat containing 75Bb. Bases 207 to 1340 code for a protein of 377 amino acids. The record is from RefSeq and is a predicted model, not a curated record. The transcript has 4 exons. Lineage: Eukaryota; Metazoa; Chordata; Actinopteri; Perciformes; Cyclopteridae.